AUGGUAUUGCAACGAUGCAAGAAUACCCAAUCUGCAAAACGUGACAUUGUCAUUUAUACUAAUAAGAAGGAAAGUUUCUUUGCUACCAUUUCCGUAGUAUCCAUAUGCCAGCUGUUUUUCUGGACUUACCUGGGUGAAUUUGCUUUCUCCGAGUUAAGAGAUCCCUAUUCAUCCAUUAAACCAAAUAAGGAUAAGAAGAAAGAAGAACUAGCCCUUGAUGAUAGCGACAGCAUAUCAAGAGUUGGACUUGCUACUGUAUCUAUAGUAGCUGGCUUAAGUUUCUGCGUUAUAGGAUUUUUUUAUUGCUAUAGAUCUGUUAAAAGUUUAGCCUUAACACGUGGUGGUAUCGAUGUUAAAAUAACAACCUAUGGACCAUUUGGAAUGCAUCGACAACUCACCGUACCCCUCUCUAAUAUGUCAGCAAUGGCAAAAAGGAAUGAGACUGAUUCUCCGAUUCCGAUACGAAUUAGGAAUUACAGCUUUUAUUUUUUGGUAGAUCACCAAGGGAAAUUUUUAGAACCUCGUUUGUAUGACCGUACCAUUAGUAUUAAGAGAAGAUUGUAA
Trichoplax adhaerens is the source of this 564-nucleotide messenger RNA. RefSeq lists its product as uncharacterized. Gene Ontology annotation, cellular component: mitochondrion. The record is from RefSeq and is a predicted model, not a curated record. NCBI's taxonomy places the organism in Eukaryota, Metazoa, Placozoa, Uniplacotomia, Trichoplacea, Trichoplacidae. The transcript has 4 exons. The coding region runs from base 1 to 564 and encodes 187 amino acids.